Saprolegnia parasitica CBS 223.65 is the source of this 1017-nucleotide messenger RNA. RefSeq lists its product as hypothetical. The transcript is spliced from 2 exons. Gene Ontology annotation, molecular function: protein binding; metallopeptidase activity. Lineage: Eukaryota; Oomycota; Saprolegniomycetes; Saprolegniales; Saprolegniaceae. The record is from RefSeq and is a predicted model, not a curated record. Gene Ontology annotation, cellular component: proteasome regulatory particle; proteasome complex. Gene Ontology annotation, biological process: proteasome-mediated ubiquitin-dependent protein catabolic process. Bases 28 to 957 code for a protein of 309 amino acids.
GCCAGAUCCUGGACCGCAAACAAGAAGAUGUCGGACAUCGCGUACGUGCCGGGCCUCCCGACGGAGGUCAUGACCCACCCGCUCGUGCUGCUCUCGAUCGUGGACCACUACAACCGCGUGGCCAAGGACACGUCGAAGCGCGUCGUCGGCGUCCUCCUCGGCAGCGUCUCCAAGGGCAAGUGCGACGUGACCAACUCGUUCGCCGUGCCCUUCGACGAGGACCUCCGCCACCCGACGAUCUGGUACCUCGACCACGACUUCCUCGAAAACAUGAACGCCAUGUUCAAGAAGAUCAGCGCCAACGAGCGCAUUGUCGGCUUUUACUCGACCGGCCCCAAGAUCCGCGCCGCCGACCUCGCGCUCGACGAGCUCUUCCGCCGCUACUGCCCGAACCCGGUCUUGGUCAUCUGCGACGUGCGCCCGAACGUCGAGGGCCUGCCCACAACGGCGUAUGGCUCGAUCGAGGAAGUCGAGGAAGACGGGAAGGCCAUCAAGCGCACCUUCAAGCACAUCAAGUCGACGAUCGGUGCGUACGAGGCCGAAGAGGUCGGUGUCGAGCACCUCCUCCGCGACAUCAACGACCCGAGCGUGAGCUCGCUCGCAGGCCAGGUCAAGCACAAGAUGACCGCGCUCAACGGUCUCAAGGAGCGCGUCGAAGAGAUGCGCUUGUACCUCCAGAACGUCCUUGAUGGGAAGCUCCCGGUCAACCACCAGAUCGUGUACAACAUGCAGACCAUCUUCAACCUCCUCCCGAACCUCAACGUCGAGGAGCUCGUCCGCGCCAUGUUUGUCAAGACGAACGACAUGUACUUGGUGCUCUAUCUCUCGGCGCUCAUCCGCUGCACGAUUGCGUUGCACGACCUCGUGAGCAACAAGAUCAAAUACAAGGAGUCGGAAGCCGACCUCAAGGACGACGCCAAGCAGGCCGCAUCGUCCACCAAGCCGGCGGUACCGUAGGCGCCGUCAUCGUAGCUGCAUUAACUCUGCAUCAAGACGACGUCUCAUUGCCAAUAUGCC